GUUAGCAGAGUUGUGGUUUCGUUCUGUUUUGAGUGUUUCACCGGCGACCCUGUGGUCUGCUAAUGGCCUCGUCGCUUCAGGCCCGCUUGUUUCCCGGUCUCGCCAUCAACAUCCAACGCAGUAAUGGCUUAAUUCACAGUGCCAGUGUGAGGACUGUGAACUUGGAGAAAUCCUGUGUUUCGGUGGAAUGGACUGAAGAAGGUGCCACAAAGGGCAAAGAGAUUGAUUUUGAAGAUGUGGCCGCAAUAAACCCAGAACUCUUACAGCUUCUUCCCUUACACCCAAAGGACAAUCUGCCCCUGCAGAAUGUAACGGUUCAGAAACAAAAACGCAGAUCAGUCAACUCCAAAAUUCCCAUUCCAACGAAAGGUCUCCAGAGCCGCUCCACUCGCAUGUCCACUAUCCCCGAGGUUCGCAUCACCACUCAGGCGAAUGAUACGGAGGUGGAGCUGUCUACGCCGGCAAAUUCCCACAAACAGUUCUCAGGUCCCACUGGUCCCCGUAGGCUCUCCUGCCCUGCAGUGGCUGAAACACCAUUGACGAUAGUCAGCACAGGAGUGGAAGAACAAGUCCAUUCCGUCCGAGGCAGCUUUUCUGCAAACCCUGGGAACUCAGUUCGGAGGAAAUCAUGUAUUGUGAAGGAAAUGGAAAAAAUGAAGAGCAAGAGAGAAGAGAGGCGGGCCCAGAACUCUGAAAUGAGACUAAAGCGAGCUCAGGAGUAUGACAACAGCGUUCCAAACUGGGAAUUUGCCCAGAUGAUAAAAGAAUUUCGGGCUACUUUGCAUUGUCAUCCACUUACUCUGACUGAUCCUAUUGAAGAGCACAGGAUAUGUGUUUGUGUUAGGAAACGCCCACUGAAUAAACAAGAAUUGACCAAGAAAGAAAUUGACGUCAUUUCCAUUCCUAGCAAGUGUCUCCUCCUCGUACACCAGCCCAAGUUAAAAGUGGACUUAACAAAGUAUCUGGAGAACCAGGCAUUCUGCUUUGACUUUGCAUUUGAUGAAACGGCUUCAAAUGAAGUUGUCUACAGGUACACAGCAAGGCCACUGGUACACGCAAUUUUCCAAGGCAGAAAAGCAACCUGUUUUGCAUAUGGCCAGACGGGAAGUGGCAAGACACAUACUAUGGGCGGAGACCUCUCUGGGAAAGCCCAGAAUGCAUCCAAAGGGAUCUACGCGAUGGCCUCCCAGGAUGUCUUCCUCCUGAAGAACAGCCGCUACCGGAAACUGGGUCUGGAAGUCUAUGUGACAUUCUUCGAGAUUUACAAUGGGAAGCUGUUCGACCUGCUCAAGAGGGCCAAGCUGCGCGUGCUGGAGGAUGGCAGGCAGCAGGUGCAGGUGGUGGGGCUGCAGGAGCGCCUGGUGAGCUGUGCAGACGAUGUCAUCAAGAUGAUCGACGUAGGCAGUGCCAGCAGGACCUCUGGGCAGACAUUUGCCAACUUCACCUCUUCCCGCUCCCAUGCCUGCUUCCAGAUUCUUCUUCGAACCAAAGGGAGAGUGCAUGGCAAGUUCUCUUUGGUGGAUCUGGCAGGGAAUGAGCGAGGUUCCGACACUUCCAGUGCUGACCGGCAGACCCGCAUGGAGGGUGCAGAAAUCAACAAAAGUCUCCUGGCUCUGAAGGAGUGCAUCAGGGCCCUAGGAGAGAACAAGGCUCACACCCCGUUCCGCGAGAGCAAGCUGACACAGGUGCUACGGGACUCCUUUAUCGGGGAGAACUCAAGGACCUGCAUGAUUGCCACUAUCUCACCGGGCAUAGGCUCGUAUGAAUAUACCUUAAACACACUGAGAUAUGCAGACAGGUACCAGUCCCAAUGGCCAGGUGGGGUGCGGAGGAGGGUGUGGGAGCGGGGAAAGGAAGGGCAGUGA
Messenger RNA from Rhinolophus ferrumequinum (greater horseshoe bat), 1865 nucleotides. Its product is annotated as kinesin-like protein KIF2C. Lineage: Eukaryota; Metazoa; Chordata; Mammalia; Chiroptera; Rhinolophidae. Gene Ontology annotation, biological process: microtubule-based movement. The record is from RefSeq and is a predicted model, not a curated record. Gene Ontology annotation, molecular function: microtubule motor activity; microtubule binding; ATP binding.